This is a messenger RNA of Radiomyces spectabilis, 459 nucleotides long. RefSeq lists its product as uncharacterized. The coding region runs from base 147 to 386 and encodes 79 amino acids. NCBI's taxonomy places the organism in Eukaryota, Fungi, Mucoromycota, Mucoromycetes, Mucorales, Radiomycetaceae. The transcript has 2 exons. The record is from RefSeq and is a predicted model, not a curated record.
ACUAGAUACCAAAGGAAGUCUAGGUACAUUUUUCCGUCCCAAGAAAAAGAAAAACCUCCUUUACCCACUUUAUCCAUUGUGCUCAUGAACUUCCUUUUUCCUCACACCUAGCGGCAUUAUGUUAUUUGCCUACACGACAUCGAAAAAUGGUGGAAUUCUAUCACACGGAAAUUCCGCCAGAAUUUCGGCAUCAAGGGGUGGGCGAUCUGUUGGUGAAGCAGGGAUUUCAGUGGGCUGAAGAGUCCAAUUUACUGGUCAUUCCUACGUGUACUUUUGUGAAGCGACAUAUAGAAUGGUCCGGUCAACGACGGGCAUGUAUUGUACGUGACGAGGAAGAGGGGACCCUUCGAUUACAAAAUAACCAUUCCAAGAGUGAUCAAAAAUAAAAACCAAGGACAUACCCAUCAUGGACGACUGGAAUCGUCGCCAUUUUCAUCCAUGAGACAUAUCGCUUUGCAC